This is a messenger RNA of Nothobranchius furzeri (turquoise killifish), 11109 nucleotides long. The record is from RefSeq and is a predicted model, not a curated record. NCBI's taxonomy places the organism in Eukaryota, Metazoa, Chordata, Actinopteri, Cyprinodontiformes, Nothobranchiidae.
CUGACUUAGACUGCUUCAGGGCAAAUAAAUCAAUGUUUUUCUGACAUUUUUAGAAUGCAUGUUUUAUAAAAUAAACUCAAUAGACUUACCAUAUUUUGUGCAAUCAUUCUGUGUUUCUUCUAACUGCAUUACUUGUUUGUUUUCUUACACGGAAAAGGGAUGUUUUACCUUUUUCGCUGACGUUUCAACCACUUCUGCGGUCUUCGUCAGAGCUAGCUGCUGUUGGCGACGCCGUGGAUAAAUGGACAAGGAAGUGACGCUGCCAACAGCAGCUAGCUCUGAAGAAGACUGCAGAAGUGCUCAAAACAUCAGCGAAAAAGGUAAAACAACCCUUUCUGUGUUUAAAAAAGAACAAGUAGAAUACAUUAGUAGUUGUAACUUUAUUUUACUCUCUUUGAGGCUAACUAGAGGGAAUGAAAACAAAGCUAUAGUGCUAGCUCUCCAUUCUUUAACAGCUCUUUCUGCACAACAGUAAUAAUCCUGAUGCAUUCAAAUUUUCAAAAUUUGACACCAUCUGGAUUUAACUGGCCAGUCCUAUGUAGUAAUAUAAAUGAAAGGAAAAAUUGUGGCUAACUAGCUUAGCAUUUUUUCACUGGCUUGCUAAGGCGGGAAAAAUAACUACAAUGAAACCGAUAUGAUCUGAUAGAUUUAAAGGUUAUAAAAGUGAGCUUUUAAUGUUACAUUUAAGUAUUUAGGUGUUCUUAAACUCUGGGUCAAGCUGCUCUCUCAACAUAAACGAUACUGUAGACUUUAAAGCUGAGUCAGAGAGGGAUUAAGAGUGAUGGUGUCACGUUGGGCUUUCCUCUGAAGUCCAGGGAAUUAAAGUCCUGCUAAGCCUGCUGAUGCUGUUCACGUUUUUACAUUGGAUAUUAAAUGUUAUUACAGCUAAUUAGUUAAAGGGUAAUUAAACUGUUUUUAGCUCAUUUCCAGGUAUGACGUGUGCGAUGUAGUCGUGUGUGUUUUUUGAUCGUUAUCCUUCAUCUGUGAUUUAUAUUUUUAUCUUCUAUUGUUCACCUUAAAUCUUUUCAAGCUAACAAUUGAGCCAACUUAAUUUAGCUUGGCCAUGGUCACACGUGGAAAUUCAACAUGUAAAACUGAGAAGCAUGUCAUGAAAAAGUUUAAAUGUGAAGAGGGCAAUAACAGCACAAAAUAGUUAAAAACACACAAUACCCAACCAUCUGCUGACCAACAAAAAUGAAAGCAUAAUGAUGCAAACAACAACUUGUUUUUGUGUCAAAACUAUUUUAAAGGUUUGUUUCUCUUGUUCAAUCAAUGCAAUUGUAGGAGCUAAUGCCUUGCAAUUCGUUCUCUGGGUGGAAAAAAAGCUCUGGUGCAUGUUUCCUGCUGUUUGCUGGACUCUAAAACAGCCUUUCUGUCACAAGCCAACAUGGGUGAGUCCAUGACACUAAGUGACAGUGUGACAUAGAUCUGUCAGGCUUUUCAAUUCCUAGAGUUUCACCAUCUAUUUGUUAUCAGAAGCCAAUGCAGGAGAUAGGUGUAGGAGACUAUUUUCAUGUUCAGCCUGCAUGAAAAACUCAGAGUCCAGAAAACAGCAGAUUUUGUCCCGACUAGAAGCUAACCCUAACCAGAACUCCUUCAGGAUUGUGUUAUUUGUGCAGCAAAAACAUCAACGUUGCAAAGGAAACCGAGGCAGUGGUAGAGUCGUGUUGGUGUUAACCAAUCCAAGGCGAGACAUCCAAAUAUCAGGAAAUAAGAGUCCAAUCAUCAAAGCAUUUUUUUUCCCAGAUGGUGAUUUCCAAGGCCUUCAGUCCUACUUGAAACCACUGCAAAUGUAUUAAAAUAUAUGUAAAGUUGACCUUUAAUGUAAAAAUAUGUCAGUAAUGGUUUUUAGAUUACGUUGGACUUUGAAGAUCAUAUCUGGAGCCCACUGUGAUGUUACUCAGUCCAGCGUUGGGUCAACACUGGGAACCACUGGUUUAGAGUACACGCUGUGCAUUACACAAAUGGUCUAUGUUGGGUGUCCAGAAGAAGGAAAGACAGUUUUUGCGUCUCGUACAAAUAGGAUUUCUAAACAUGUGUUUGUCUACUCUACUAAAAAUAACAGGUGAAAAGAAGCUUAAACAUCUAUAUCAUUAAAGUGACAGUGUGUAGUUUCCUUGGCGAUAGGGGGCAGUAAAUACCUAAAUCACUGCCAGCAAGCAUUAUGUUUGUGUUCAAAUAAGACCUUACCAACAGAUAGCCAUUAGGGUCAAAAAUCCCUGGGAGUGCAACCUCCAGCAAAAAUAAGAACAUCAGAUUCCCUUUCAUCACUAGCACCAAGUGAAGAGGUAAAUGUGUAAAGCAAAAAUGUUUAAUAAUGGUGAACGUUUUGUAACCAUUUGUUACAAAUCAGUAAAUGCAUUUUGUCCUCACAGACUUCCGUAGAAGAAACAUGGCAUCCAAUAUGGAGUCACCCAGCGACUUAGACCCUCUCCAUGUAUUUUUAAACAGAUAAUUAUGGUUGUCUGUUAUGAAACUGCCAAUAUUUUUCAACAACUGGGAUUUUUUAAAGUCAUUUACUACAACAUUCCAAUGGAUAUUUCCAGAGAUUAAUAGUAAAAAUUACAUUUAAUAUCAGUUUAAAUUGUAUUGCAUUAAUAUUUAAUCCUAAAUCUCUAUGACGGAGACCUCGUGUUUCAGAAAGUGUGAUGAUGACAUUUAAGAGGGAAACUAAAGUCAACCCAUCAUAGAAGACGACUGCGACUGUUAAAAGGGGAAAAUUCAGACAUUAGUGAUUUCUUAAUUGUAAACAUUUUAAAAUCAAGUUUAAUUUUUGCCUUUUUCUCUUCAGGUGUGUGUGAGAUCAGAGCAUGCAUUUGGUCCAGACUGGUUUGUGGGACUCCCAGCCCCCAUCUAAACAUGCCUCGCCUAUUCCUGUGCCCCCCCACUCUAGUUUACGCAACCCUCAUGUGAGUUCAACCACCCCAGCCAAGCGGAUCACGUUUUAUAAGAGCGGUGACAGCCAGUUUGGGGGCGUCCGGAUGGCGAUCCACAAGCGCAGCUUCAAAUGCUUUGAUGCCCUACUGGACGACCUUUCUCAGAAGGUACCCUUGCCAUUUGGUGUAAGAACUGUGACCACACCCCGUGGUACACACACCAUCAAACACCUAGAGCAGCUCCAAGAUGGUGGCUGCUACCUCUGCUCUGACCGGCGUCAAGCUAAACCAAUCAAUAUGGAUCUGGCCAGCAAACGUCAAGGCAUCUCGUACCAUCACAGCUGGAGGCCCCAGAGGCCUGAGACUUCCUUUGCGACACCCCCAGGCCCUUUGCACUUCCCCCACAGGCAGCGACGGAUCCUGCUUGUGAAGAACAGCGAGCCUAGUGUGAGGAGGAGCGUUGUACUGAGUAGACGGUCAGCCAGAAGUCUGAAAGCCUUUCUGGAUGAGGUGUCUGAGGUGAUGCAGUUUCACGUCCGCAAGCUCUACACGGCAGAAGGACGCAGGAUCGAUAGCGCACAAAGCCUGAUGACAUGUCCUGGUGUGUUGGUGUGUGUCGGCCGGGAAGCCUUCAGUCCUACGCUCGUCAACUUCAUCAGGAAGUCAUCUGAGGAAAAAUUACCCGGUCUGGGUAGCAAGUCCCCCGGUCUCGGUCCGAGGAUUCCUGGUAAUGGAGCACGAUCUGCUACCCAUGGAGUCAGGUCUUCUCAUGGAGCACCGUCCAGAGCCAGCGAGUAUGAUGAAAAACAUGACAGCAGGAAAAAAAAUAAUUUUGGUUUGGAGACCAAGAAAAGUGUCAUCCAUCCUCGCUCCGACUCCUCAACUCGCUCCACUCGUUUCUCUUUGUCUUCUGAAAAGUCCUAUGGCGCCUGCUCCCAGGCAAGACCAGCUAUUAUGAAUGACGACAUUGAAAAGCGUGUCCUUGUUAAUAAAGAUGGCAGCCUCUCAGUGGAGAUGAGGGUGCGCUUUCACCUGCAAAACAAUGAAACCAUUCACUGGUCCACACAAAUAAAAAAAUCUCCCUCCUUGACCAAUGACUGCUGCCCCCCAAGCCAAGCCCAGACACAUUACCUGCAGAAGGGCCGGUCAGAAACAUGUUCAGACCCAGAUUCUACAUCAUACGAAGGGGUGGACUAUUCAAGCCAACUGCCGCAGUGUGCGUUGGAAGAGAACCAUUACCCUUGUUGCUACCAGAAACAAGAUAAUCAGUUUGACUUGUGGGAAAACCCUGCCAUCCAACACUGUCCUGUCCCACCCACAGAGACAUCCAGCCACACUAUGAGACACACACACUCCUCAAGCUCGUCCUCAUCAUGCAAUACCAGAAGAGUGGUUCGGUGCCGGGCACGUCUGUCCAGGUCUCCAGGUGGCUCAGAAUCAGAGCAAAGCCAAGUGGUCCAGAAGGAGAUGUGCAUGACAGAGCAGGUGGAACGCAGGGUAGAGGUGAGUCAAGAAGGGGACACUCAGGUAGAGGUCUGCAAGGUCAGUCAAUGCUGCAGUCAGACUGAAGUUGUCGCCAUGGAUGUCAACCUUCAACCACCUAGCAGACAGUCAGUUGAGGGUGAGUUGAUGAUAGGGGAAGAUGAAGGCCGCCCACUGUCUACAGUCAGCAGCUCCUCACGUAUUCUCCAGUCACUGAAAGAAGACCAGGAUGAUGAGGAGUAUGAUCUGCCUCCCAGUGCUUCACAGUGCUCCCACAGAAAUGAACCAUCCCCUUCACCAACCCCAGUGGCUGAACCCGAUGAAGAGCCAGCCAGCGUUGUGUUCACCAGUUCAGUCCAUUCUGUCAAAAGCCACACUUGUCACUGUGGAGCAGCUACCCCAGUCAUUGAAGCAGAUGGGACAGAUCGAGCGCCUACCUCCAGGUCUAAUGCAAGCAAACAUAAAUCAGAAGAGGAAAUUGAAUCUGAGAUUUCAGGAGAAGAGGUAAACAGGGCUGUUAGUGGCUUAUCUCAUCUGGCACGACGUCCAGCAAGCUCUCAGAAAUCAUGGACGUCAAAUGUGUGCUCACACUGUGGGGGUUGGAAACAAGGAGUCAACUCUAACAGCAGUGCUACAAAUCAGUCAAAUCGAGCCUCUCCAACCCACAUCUCACCUCUACCCAACCAGGAGAUUGGUGGCAAUGGCAGUGAUGAUGCAGUUUUAGCUGUGUCAGCAGAUUCAAAAACAAUCAGCCUCAUCAAAGAUGGGCCUCUACCUGUCGUAUCAAACACCCUGGAGGGUACAGCAUCCAUUGCCAUGUCUGCAACGUCCGAUCCGGACUCAAAAGACAAAGGUGAAGGAAGAUGUUCAAGUAAUGCUUCAGCUGCAAGCCUCAGAUCAAACAUGUCAGCCAAGUCUAACUGUAACGAUAUGUCUGGUGUCGGGGGUCCUAGUGCGUUGUCGGUGCAGUCUAACCAAUCUGUCAAGUCCAGCAGGUCCAAAUGCACAAAUGAAGACUCCGCUAGGAAUUCAAGGGAAAACCGGGAGGAAGAUGCUACUGCAGAAAAAGCAGCCAGCUCAUUGUCAAACAAUUCUGGCUCUUCGGUCAAAUCUCAGGUGAAUGGUCUAUCAGGUACUAAAGGGAUUCCAGAAGAAGGUGACCCUGACAAACGAGCUCCCAGUGUCCUUUCUGUUAAAUCACACAAGUCCUCAAAGACUGGAAAGGCUGAAAGUGUCCUAUCAGAUAAAUCACACGUUUCAGCAAAGUCUGGAACAUCUCACAAGUCUGUUUGCAAUCACUGUGCAAAAGCACUAUCUGAUGAACCCAUGAAAGGAGCAGAGGCAGAGGAAAGGUCAACCAGUGUAGUGUCAGCAAAGUCACAUCACUCUGCCAAGACCAAUCAAUCCCACAACUCAACCAAAGCUUCAGAACAACCACCGUCUCCUCGCCCAAAAUCUGGAGAAGAUGUAGAAGAGAGGACAACAAGUCAAAUGUCUGGAAAGUUGUCCGUUAUUUCCACAAAGUCUUCCAACUGUAAAGACUACAGAAAGGCAUCUUCUCCCAGCUUAAAGGUGGAGGAUAGUACUGGUGGAAGGAUAGAAGCUGAAACACAGUGGAGACCAGAAAGUGUCAAGUCAGCCAAGUCUAAGAAGGAAACCAGUGCAAGGCCUGAUGAAGAUGCAAAGUCUCACUGUACAAAUACAGAUAUAGACAGUGUGGCAGACAGAUCUCCCAGUGCUACAUCAGGGAGAUCACAUGCCUCAGCCAAGUCCUCCAAGUCCCAAAGUUCAAACCACUCAAAAAGCCCUUCAAACCCUCUGAACCCCGACUCAGCUUUGAUAGAAACAAACACAGAUGAGAAAGCAAAUGACAGUGGGGACAACCUUGAUGUCAUGUCUGUAAAGUCUAAAUCGUCUGUGAAGUCUUCUGCUUCUCACAAAUCAAACUGUAGUAGAAAUACCUCCAGCCCAAAUGUUACCAUCAUAUCACAACAAGGAGAAGAAGACCCGUGUGUUACCUCAGAAAAUUUAAAUGAUACUGUUGUUACAGAAACAGUUGAAGAAGGUGAACCUGUAGAUGACAGUGCUCCAAAAUCUUCUGACUCACAUGAUAUAACAUCCUCACCAAAGAGAACUCCUUCUCCUCAAAUCCAUACCUCCAAACAGUUGUCACCUAACCCAGUAUGUGGAGAGACAAGAGGGUCCAGUGCCUUGUCAGUUCACUCCACAACCUUGAGAAAAACCGGCAGAUCCAGAUGCUGCUGUGAAGCUGCAUCAGCCCUUGAAAAAGAAAAUAAUAUAAACGAAGGAGAGGAUGAGGAAGAUGUUAAUAGUGAAGGUGCUUUUGAACAAGCAGUCAGCAUCCUGUCAUCGGCAUCAAAAAGACAAAGGAAAGGAUCGGGUGUCACAGAGCAAACUCUGAGUCGGAUCUCAUCGAGAUCAACCUCUCUUGAGCUGCCAGAGGACCAUGAAACAGCUGGUUCAGAGUUUAGUGCUUUUAGUAAAAAUUCUCAUGGGAAAAUAAAGGGACAACUGGAAAACUCUCAAAGAUCAGAAAACUCCUCUGCAAAAGAAGACAUGGAGAAAAUAGAGCCUACCAAGUCCCCUCCAGCAGUUGAUAUACCUACAAUCAAAACACCAGAAGGAGGCAAGGGUGGAGGUGAAGAGCACGGAGGACAACACUUAGAGAGAGCAGCAAGUGCAAGUACAGUCAAAAGCAGCAGAUCACAUAAGUCCUGCUGUAGAUGUCGUGUCACAGCAGCAAGUCAGCUGCUUGACAGUAAGUCUACAAAGAGAGGUGCCAGUUCUAGUCCCAAUAGAGUUACCAAUGCAGACGAUACGGAAAGCACAAAGUCUGCAUCAGCAACUCAAAAAAUGUACACCUUGAGCAAUGAGACCUCCUCUGCCGUCUCAGAAAGAGUUGGUAGAAAAUCCCCUUCAAAUGCCAGCACAAACCCUACAAAAGACACCGCUGGUGUUUUGGCAAACAGUGAAUACCAGGUUAUCUGUAGAGCAGGCAGUGAGACCAGAGACAUGGAAGACAUACCACAAAAUAAGACUCCAAAAUCCCAAAAUCCCUGUUCCCGUAGGCCUGAGUCAGUAACUUCAACUCAGUCAGAGUCAAAAACAAGUUUAAAGCCGAGCAAAGUAAAUCACAACCCAGUCAAAGAUCACAAGACCAAGUCCCCAACAGGAAGUGAGGCUUGCCUGUUACACAACCCCAAAUCAGGCAGUAAAACUGAGGCGAGUAGUGAGAGCACUCUGUCCCACUCUCUAUCUGCUGCUGAUCUACUGAAGGAAACCAUGGCAGCUGUACGCCCACGCAGCCAACAGUCAAAAACUAGCAAAACCAGUGACAACCCCCAGACUGAGAGAAGUGAGCUAUCUCAAAGAAGCAGGAAUCAGAGGGAUCAGGAGAAUUUUGUGGAACUGACUCCUGAAUGUCUGCCCAACGCUUCUCCAAAUGAGGUUGUUAAUGAUUGGCUGAGGAGCAUCCCAGCCAACAGCAGCAUGCUUGCACUCGACAACGAGUUGAAUGAGGACGAUCAGAUGGCAGAGGAGACGAGUUGGAAACCUGAAGAGGAGGCAAAGAAAGAAGAGCUGAACACAGAGGAGGAGCAAGUGGACAUUGAGGAGAAAAGUGGGCCACAAGAAAAGGAAAAGGAAGACAAAGGUGAAUGUGACACAGCGGGUCAAACGUUAGGUGAUCCAGUCGGGACUUCUCCUAGCUCCAAGAACUGGCAGGGUUCUGCUGCAGUCAUGAAAGUUCUCCUGGGCUCAUCCUUUGGUCGAUGCCGCAGCAUGCCUGAGGUGUCUCCAGUUUAUGGUCGUCGACUGAGCACAUCAGCCAGGGGGCUUUUGGACUGUCUGGCCCAGCUCCAGGUCCUUGAGCCUGCAAUGGGCUUCGUCAGUCACCAACAGAAGGACCAGAGGCCGCAUUAUGAUGAGAUUAUGGCCGUCCUUCAGUCACUCUGGCUCACUGAACCAAGUGACAUUGACGACGUGGACACCAAGAAGAAAAAAGGUGCGGCACAGGUCACGCCACCGACGUCCUCUUCUGGGGUGGGUAUGAGCAGUGGCUCAGAUGGAUCAGGGAAAGGCAAUGGAAAUCAAGGAGAAGAUGAAAGCCCUGCAAAAGAAACUGAAUCAGUGCAUGAGGAGGAGCCCACGGAGAAGGUGGUAGAAGAGGAGGAUGGCAAUGGGAGUAAUGGAGACAUUGAGAUGGAACCAGAGAAGACAAGUGAAGCAGACACAGCUGAGGAACUCAUGAAGAGUGAGGAGCAACGCACCGUUCCUCAAAGUCUCGAGAGCCUAAAAGCCACAGAGAACCCUUCCACGUUAGACAAGAGCUCUGCCAACGACAGCUCCAAGUCCCUCACAGACAAUGAACGAGAGACGCUGGAAGACCCCCACUCAGCCACCCCUCCAACUGUCCUGCGUGCACCCUUGUCGAAAAGACCAUCCCAAGACCCAGAUCCAGUGUGGGUACUCAACCUGCUGAAGAAACUAGAGAAACAGUUCAUGAGCCACUACAUCGAAGCUAUGACUGAGUUCAAAGUUCGCUGGGAUCUGGACGACAGCCUCAUCCUGGACACCAUGAUCUCUGAGCUGAAGGACGAGGUGAGUCAGCGCAUUCAGAACAGCAUCCAACGAGAGAUUAGGAAGAUUCAAAGUCGAGCUGGCAAGGGGGGCAGGUCGCCUCGACCGCCGGGGCUGGCAAACAUCUCUAGGGACUCCACCAUGACGGAGAGGAGGAGACGGAUGUUGAAGGUGAUGAAGAACCAGUCAGUAAAAACCGCCGACUCUGUCAGCGAUGAAGAGUUGACAGGAAGUGAUCAGCGAAGCGAUGAUGAGUACUGCCCCUGUGAGGCUUGCGUUCGUAAGAAAAUAGCCGCUCGGCCUUUUAAGAAGAAUCCGUUGGCAGCCGAAGCUCCCGUGAUGAUGGAAUUUGACCUUCGUAAGAUUCUGCAGCUCAAGAAGAACCCAUCUCCCACAACGGUGACAGCAUCCCAACCUACAGAGGUCGAAGAUGAACGGACGGCAGCAGAUGAAGAAGGCAGGAACUUAGAAGUGGUGGAGGAGGAAGAAGAGGAGGAAGAAACCAAACAGGACAUUAAAGCUGGUGUUAACCAAGAAACUAGUGGGGAGAAUGAAGAGCUGGAGGAACUGAAAGAAGAGCAUGAAAAAGAAUGCACUUGUCAGUCUGCUGAAGAUGGAGAGGAGUCCAACAAAAAAGAAGAGGGUGAUGAAGAGGAAGGUGAUACGCAGACAGUGAAGGAGGCAACAAAAGGUGAAGAGAAAGAAUCUGGGAAAGACUCUUCAGAAGAUGUGGUGAAUGAACCUACACUGGUGGAGGGAGAUGAUGGGGAUGAUGAGGAGGUGCAUGAAGAGGAGAAGGCGGGGAGUCAAGAGGAAGAUGGAGAAGGAUCAGAGGAGGAGGGAACCUCCCCACAGGGUCUAAGUGUGGUUCCUGUUGUCUGCAUAUCUGAGGGAGAAGCAGUUGAUGCUGAACACUCAGACAACAGUAAAGAUGAAGAAUCUGGACAUGAGGAGGCUGGAGCUUCCGGAAAUGAGGAGGACAAAGAAGAGAACGAGGUUAAGGAAGAUAUCAUAGAGGAAAAGGCCACUGAAAAUGAAAACGACGAUGGGACUCUCCUGCAUCAGUUCACUAAGACCUCGGUGGAGUCCCAGCCCGGCUCUAUGGAGGACAUCGUUGACACAGAUUCACCCACGAGUCCCACAGAAGCUCAGAAGGCGGCUGACGAUGUGUCUUCUGGUGGCAGCCAAUCAUGUGGCAGAAUAAAACAAAAUGAAUGACUUUGAACCCACCAGCCAUCAGGUGCAUCACAACCGGAGCAACAAUCACUGAUGUAAAAAAGAGAUUUGAACACUUGAUGCACUUUACCUCUCCAGGUCCAGAGCAGGAGGAGUCAUGAUGAUGCUGUUUAAAUGUUUAUUUAAGUUACACAUGUAUCUCUCUCUAUUACAGAUAUAUCUUAAACAAAUCAAAAACAAACUUUUGGGUGAAUUAUUUGAACCCAGUUUUGUGCUCAAUGGAUGUCAACUUUAAAAUGUAUCAAGUCAUUUAGCCAAUAAUCUACCAAGUACCUCAGAACUUGUACGGAUGACUGACUUUGUGUAGUUUUGGACAGAAUAUGUUUGUUUGGGGCUUCUUUUGCAGUCCCCUCAGUGAUUUGGACCUCCUAGAGAUUACUUAACCACGUGCUUAGACCUGCAGCCUGCUGAGAGGUCAGCAGGAUAAACAGACAUAACCCCAGUGAUGUCACUUUAAUACCUAUAGGAACAUUUGCUGCUUCAUAAGUAUGCAGAAUUACUUAUACAAUUGUGUCUAACUUUCAAGGAAUUAUAGCAGGAGAAUAAGAGAAAACUUUUCUUAGGUUUUAAAGCUUUUCGGAGGGUUUUGUGCGACUAGCCCUGCUGCACCCGAGCAUGAAUGAUGUUGCCGAGGCCUUAUUGAUCCCAAUAAUUACCAGACACUAUCCUGAAAACUCGAAAAUCCUGAAAAUGACACCCUCAGUUCCCUGGUUUAACUCCACUUCUAGUUUGAUCUACAGAAAGGCAGCAUGUUCUCUAAUUUUACUGCUUAGCUCGACAAAAAUCCUCUUAUUGUGGCAUCAGGUGAGUGGAGGGGUGCCUACGCUGCUACUGGUUCUUUGUCACCAGCUGAAAAUGGUAAAGGAUGUGAAGAAUGGCUGUAAUGAUGCCAAUGUUAAUAAAAUAAUCAAACAGA